Molecule: messenger RNA, 204 nt
Organism: Paramuricea clavata
Lineage: Eukaryota; Metazoa; Cnidaria; Anthozoa; Malacalcyonacea; Plexauridae
Source: the annotation of a GenBank genome assembly
AUGACGCAAUUAAAACAGAAGCAUCCUGAGCCACAACCAGCAAAGCUCGGAUCGGUAUUAUUUGGCCCGCUCAAUAACGAGAUACCCGAAUCUAUUUACUCACAGAUCAAUGGUGAGAUGGCUAGACAAGCCGCUUUGAGAACAAAGGGAUCUGGAGGCCCGCGUCUGGUGUCGAUGCUAACGGCUUUAGAACAAUGUUGGCAU